AUGGAGGAUAUUGAGGAGACGCUGAAGAAGAUGGAACUGGCAGGUAGCGCAGAAGGGCAUGGUGAGAGGAAGGGUGCUGGGGACAAGAGCACGGAAACGGGGCACGAGGCAGGUUUAGAGAAUGACGGGGUUGAGGGGAAGGAUGACGAGGAAGAGGACAAGACUGCGGUGGCUGGGCUUGGUGGUGUUCUCAAGGGCGAUGAAGAUGGAAAGAAGCUUGCUGGAGAUGAUGAGAAGGGCGAAGAGAAGGAGCACGGAGCUGUAGUCGAGGACGAUGAGGAUGAGCAUGAGCAUAAGACUGUUGUCAAGAAUGACGGGAAUGAGAAGAUUGUUAAAGAGGAGGAUGAGGCUGGUAUCAAGGACGGCGAAGACGCAACCGACAAGCAUGGCAUUGCUGAACCCCAGCCCCUGGCUGGCCCGUCUGCUAUAGAGGCUGCCACGGGUGAUGAGAAUGUCGAGGACCUAAGCGACGCUGAAUUUCCCACUGAAGCACUUCCCCAAGACCGGUGCGAAGCAGACAGCGACUUGGACUACGAGCACAAUCCCGUGAAGGAUACACAUAAGCCCAUGCCUUCCAAUGUGGAUCCGGCGCUGGGUAUCCGCUUCAUGAGUAAGACCAAGACAGCUUCCAAGCACGGUCUCCACAUCAUCAAGAAGCGUCCGAAGAGUGUCUACGAGAAUGUCACCUUCAUCGACUGCAAGUUCCAAGCCACUGGCACCACCACCUUCCUCGACUGCCAACUGCGCAACGUCACAUUCGAGGACUGCCGAUUCAAGAACGUCAACCGCUUCGACGACAUGAUUGCUACCAAUACAGAAUUCCACGGAGUCAAGUUCGAUGGCUACUGGAACGACAAGACAUAUGACGGCGACGUCGUCGUUCACCAGCCCGAGUUACAUCAGCGCCCUUUGGCUCCCAGGCAGCCUCCUCCACCGGUUUGGGACGACCGGGACCCACGUUUGGACGAAUUCUUCCACUAUAACUCGCUCCUUGAGCGUGUCAGGCAGCCGGCUGGCCUCAAAAUCGAGGGCGGUGAGCAUGAGUUCUACUACCUCGUCAACUUCCUGGCUUGCACUUUCGAUGCGAAGAAUCCGACUGUCUUCAAGAAUUGUGCUCUUCAACAGGUGACGUUCAAAAACUGCCACUUCUCUGGCAGUCGCUUCGUGAAUUACUACGCGUUCGGCCUGAAAGUCAACGAAUGUACAUUCCACGACUCUAAAUUCGUCAACGUGGAUGGGGAGGAGGUCAGAUACUACGGCCUUCCUCAGCGGUUGAAGGAUGAUUUCAUGGAGCUAUCGAAGCUGAAGGCGAAGCAUGAGGAAGAGCUCGCGAAGAAGAAGAAGACUGAGGAGGAGAGCAAGCAGGUGGAGAACACUAAGGAGGAGGGCAGCAAGGAGGAGGGCGCGGAGAGCAGCGAAAAGGCUGCCGCCGACAGUGGCGAACAGGAGCAACAGCAGGAGCCCGUUGGUGACGAGACGCGGAAAAUCGGCUGCUUAGCUCCUUGGCGCACAUCAGAGCGCUCUUUCCGCUUCAAACAGCGAACUUCGACGCGACCUCUCCAUCACAACACACCACACACAACGUGCUAUCGCUGUCUCGACGACCUAGUCGACGUUGGCAGCAUGGAGAACGACAUCAGGAAGCUGUUGGAUCGACUUCUGCUCAACCCGCGCACAGAGGGCGAUGAGCCUACUAACUCCACCUCACCUGUCGCCGCCACUGAAUACGACGCCGCCGCCGCCGCCGCCGAUAGCGAGGGAGACUCAGGAUCUGAUCUAGAUGGUGGUGCUGACCUGGGCAACCUCACAGAUGACGAUCGCGCGGGUGAUAGCGGCGUGCUCGUUCCUGCAUUACCAUCAAGGCCAUCCAACGUCGGCGAGCUUCCAGAUGUCUGCUUCAAGAAAUGCGACGAACUCAUCUUCCCCCCUGAGCAUGGCCUCACGAUCUCCACUGAAGGCCGGUACACUCGCUACUUCUGUCUCACCUUCAUCGACUGCCAAUUCGAGAGCAGCGGCAUGACCACUUUCGCUGGUUGCCAGCUCAACUUUGUCACCUUCGAAGGCUGCACCUUCAAAGGCGUCAAUCAAUUCAUCAACAUCAUCGGCGACGGUCUCUGCUACACCAAGUGCACGUUCGACAAUCACUGGGAGACAAACCUCAGACACGACUCUAACAUUCACCUGGUCAGUCUCACUUUCGAGGGCACCCGGCACAACGGCUACCUCGACCAGAGCGAAGCGGACUGGAGGAGCGACCUGGUUAAAGAGCAGGAGCGCGAGUUUGACAGCUGGUCGAAGCACCCUCGUGUACCUGGGGUAAUACACACCGAGGACGAGGAUGGCAUAUGGAAGUCGGGUGGGCGCGGUCUCAUGCUCAAAGAUAACCGUGAGCACGAGCUCUACCGCGAGGUCUACUUCAUCAACUGCACCUUUGACGCUAGCAAGCCCACCAUUUUCGACAAUUGUGUGCUUGAUGCUGUUACCUUCAAGAACGGCUCCUUCUCGGGCAGUCGCUUCGAGAACUUCUACGCCAAGGGCCUCAAAGCCACCAACUGCACCUUCAACGACUGCCAGUACGUCAACGUAGCGCGACCAGACCAUGAGGUGCUCAACGCUGCGAGAAAAGCGGACCCAGAAGCCGUGGAGUCUGACGGAUGUCGAAGAGACGCAUAA
Molecule: messenger RNA, 2673 nt
Organism: Zasmidium cellare ATCC 36951
Lineage: Eukaryota; Fungi; Ascomycota; Dothideomycetes; Mycosphaerellales; Mycosphaerellaceae
Exons: 9
Coding region: 1-2673 (890 amino acids)
Source: RefSeq, a predicted model, not a curated record